AUGCAAUAACCAGAUUUUUCUGAUUGUAAGGAAUACUCCCUGGACGAAAUGAAGAAUUAUUAGAAUGAGGAAGAUAUAAAGAGACUCACACAAAUUCAAUAAGAAAUGCAUCAAUUGAAAAAUUUUCAAGAUGAAAUCGAUGUGCUGAUUACAAAAAAUGAGGACCCACUAGAUAUAAUCGCGGAUUAAACUCAAAAGUCAAGUGCAAAUGUCAAUAAUAUCAAAUAAUAAGCAGAUGGUGCUUUAGAUGAUACUUUAAAUCUAAGAAGCACCAAAAUCACUCUUGCAUUCUCUGGAGUUAUUGGAGCAUUUUCAAUGAUUAAAGGAUUUGGACUUACCAUUGGGGCUGUAGUUGGGGGUUAUAUUGGUCGAAAAGCAGGCUAGAUGUCAUAAGGAAAUAUAAAAGAGAAAGCUAGUGAUUGA
Messenger RNA from Paramecium tetraurelia, 423 nucleotides. RefSeq lists its product as uncharacterized. NCBI's taxonomy places the organism in Eukaryota, Ciliophora, Oligohymenophorea, Peniculida, Parameciidae. The record is from RefSeq and is a predicted model, not a curated record. The transcript is spliced from 2 exons.